AUGAAUCCAUGUUGCAAAAGCUCAACGGGAACAUUGUCAGCAUCAAAUAGUUCAGGUUGGUGGGAGGUGAAAUAUAAAGGUCGAUAUGAUCAUGAGAAGGUUGAAAAUAUAAAGAAUAUCACGCAGAAAAUGAUAAAUGAAGUUAUAAGUAAGGGAGGAGAGAUUGAUUCUCAUGCAAAUUAUUUCUUAGACAAAUGGAAUGGAUUCGAUUCAAAUCCUAGUCUAUUUGGGAGCAACAACAAUUGUUAUGAAAUUGAAGCAAUUGAUGGAUCCAAGCAUUAUGAUCCAAAAGAUAAAAGUAAGUCAGUUGUUUUUGAUGGCGCAAGUGGGAGUGGAAGUGGGAGCUAG
Molecule: messenger RNA, 348 nt
Organism: Vicia faba (fava bean)
Lineage: Eukaryota; Viridiplantae; Streptophyta; Magnoliopsida; Fabales; Fabaceae
Source: the annotation of a GenBank genome assembly